UUUGAGAGAGAGAGAGAGAGUAUGGAGUCUACAAGGGUAGAGAAACCGCAUGCUAGAGGCCAUAUUAACCCCAUGAUGCACCUUGCUAAGAUUCUCCAUGCUAGAGGCUUUUACAUUACUUUUGUCAACACUGAAUUUAACCAUGAGCGUAUUACUAGAUCAGGAGGAGCCAUGGAAUUGAACAAUUUGGAGGAUUUUAAGUUGGAAUCAAUCCCUGAUGGCUUGCCGCCAGACCAUGGCCGGACCCAAGAUGCCGCAGGCCUCAUUGAUGCAACGAUGAAGAAUUUCUUCAGUCCUUUUAGGGAUUUGGUUUCAAAACUCAAUGACUCCAUACAAGUCCCUCCGCUUACAUGCAUAAUUUCGGAUCUCAACUUUACGCAGGUUGUUGCAGAAGAGCUCCGGAUCGCAAGGAUUUGUUUGUGGGUGACAAGUAGUGCUGCUUUUUGGGGUUUCUUGCACUACUCCGAACUUAUCAAAAGAGGAAUUGUGCCAUUCAAACGUCUCUCUCCCUCACUCGCACACACAUUCUCUCACUAUAACACUAAUUACUCGAUCUUAGUUACAAGAAAUGCCCUUCAGAACCCUUAUCCAAAACAAAACUGUAAGUAGGCAAUAUCUAUUAUGUGUGUGUGCGAGCUUGAGAGAGAGAUUCUCAAA
Messenger RNA from Amborella trichopoda, 657 nucleotides. NCBI's taxonomy places the organism in Eukaryota, Viridiplantae, Streptophyta, Magnoliopsida, Amborellales, Amborellaceae. The record is from RefSeq and is a predicted model, not a curated record.